AUGCGCGACAUCGACUCCGGGCCGGGGAGAGCGCCAGCGCCGGGAUCCAAGACUCGUGUUCCCGGAGGCGGGACCAGGAGCUGGGCCUCGCUGUCCGACUCCGCAGCUCCGCGGGUUGUGCGCACGGGCGGCGAGGAACCACGUCGCGCUGUUCGGCCGGACCGGCGGACGGACCCGGAGCGCUGCGACACGUGCUGUGGCGACCACGGCGGGUCGUGCGGGAGACUGGAAGCAGAAGCAGACAAGCCUGGAGAUGGGCAGGCAUUAACCACUAAGGAGGGAAGAAACCCCCGCCCACCCAGCAGAACGGAAAGGUCCCUGAAGGGCAGGUGGAGAAGAAGGAACAGAAGCAGGAGAACAAUUUUAGGGGGCAGUCCGCGGUCCUCCUUCCUCAGCACGUGUUCUGGAUCCAAGACACGGCACCAGGAAUUGUCAUGGAAACACACACAGCAUCCUUUUGGGUCAGAAGAAGAAGCAGACAAGACGGCAGACAACCAACUGAGGAAGAAAGAAACCCCUGCCCACCCAGCAGGAGGGAAAGGUCCCUGCAGGGCAGCUGGAGAAGAAGGAACGGAAGCAGGAAAAGAAAGCUCGGGAACAAGAAGUGUGGCUUGCGGUGCGCAGGAGGGAUGGAGCAAAAUUUUUAAUGUAUGCUUAGGUAAAUACAGAUGGAGAGUGGUGUGCAUGUCUACAUUUUCAAACACCCAUUAGGAGCAAGCAGCCGCACGCUUCAAGCUGCACUGUGCACUCGGUCUUGGGUUGGCCCCGAUUGUGUGUAGGGAGGUUGAGGCUUUGUGCUAGUUGUGCAUAUUGAUAUGCAGCAGUGAAGGGUUUUGCAGGUUGUCUAGCUUGGCUAGUUAAGCAGUGGAUCAGAACAGAUGCGGUUGAAGGCAGUGUGUAGGUUUUCCUUGGUUGGGUUGUUGAGCGGUUCUCGGUGUCGGUGUAGAAAUGCAGGUUUGUGCUCAGUUCUGUUUGUGGCUUGGCUGUAGCUUGCUUAGGCUGUAGGUUGCGGGGCCAAUUUCAGGCUGUUUGUGGUGCAGUUUGUUUGAGUCUGGUAGUUAAGGCUCCGUGGGUGUUUGAAAGCAUUUAAUCUCCAGCUCCAUGACCCAUGAGGAUGAAGGACUCAUCCUGUGUCCAAAGGAUCCUAAAGGGAGUUGGCGUGGUCAGCGUGAAACCGGUAGGAGCAAGCGGGCCUAAGAUGUGCACAGUCAAAUAAUAAACGGUCUAAGAAACUUCACCUCGUGGCUGGUGCUUUUCUACGCUGAGAAGAUUUGGCCGCGGGCCUUUCCUGUUGCGAGCUGGCUGAAGGAUGAACCUUUUCAUUCAGUCUGCCGAUCCAAUCUGUGUUCUUACUUGUGCAAUGCAAAUAUUUCCCCUUCUGAUGGACCAGUGGUAAACGAGUGUGCAACACAUGGUUCCUAGUCUUCAGUUUACAAUGGUUAAUGCACUGUAGGACAUCAGUCCUGAUUUAUUUGAGGAACUGAAAAAAAAGGCCCAGUGAAGUUGUGGUGCUUCGGUAUAAUCUGUUGAAGUUCAGCUGUCCCUUGUCUCAAAAGAAAAAAUGGUCCCAAUAAAAAUAAAAUGCUCAGCAGCCUUAUGAGCUACUUGGGUUUUUUUUAGUUCAGGUGUUUCAGACCUUCUUCUCUGACUGCCUUCAGUACAAGUACAAUGAGCUUGUGCCGUGCGAAGGUGUGAAGGUGCACAGAAGCUGCCCAUUGGGAGCAAGCAGCCGCACACUUCAAGCUGCACUGUGCACUUGGUCUUGCAUUGGCCCUGAUUGUGUGGAAGGAGGUUGAGGCUUUGUGCUAGUUGUGCUGUUUGAUAUGCAGCAGGCAAGGGUUUUGCAGGUUGUUUGGUUUACCUAGGUAAGCAAUGGAUCAGAAUAGAUGUGACUGAAGGCAGCGUGUAGGGUUGUGGAGCAGUUUUCGGUGUUAGUGUAGAAAUGCAGGUUUGUGCUCCAUUCUGUUUGGGGCUUGGCUGUAGCUUGUGGGGACAGUCCUUUGUCCAAACGAUCAUAAAGGUAGUUGGCGUGGCUAACAUCAAAUCAGUAGGAAUAGGUAGGCCUAAGAUGUGCACAGUCGCACAAUGAAUGGUCUACAAAACUUCACCUCGUGGCUGGGGCUUUUCUAUGCUAAGAUUUGGCUGCGGGCCUUUCCUGUUGACAGCUGGGUGAAGGAUGAAGUUUUUCAUUGUGGCUGCCGAUCCGAUCUGUGUUCUUACUUAUGCAAUGCAAAUAUUUCCCCUUCUGAUGGUCUAACAAGAAAAAAUGGUCCCAAUAAAAAUGAAAUGCUCAGGAGA
Alligator mississippiensis (American alligator) is the source of this 2298-nucleotide messenger RNA. RefSeq lists its product as uncharacterized. The coding region runs from base 1 to 711 and encodes 236 amino acids. Lineage: Eukaryota; Metazoa; Chordata; Crocodylia; Alligatoridae. The record is from RefSeq and is a predicted model, not a curated record. The transcript is spliced from 7 exons.